GUGGGACCAGGGUAGAGAACCUCGGAGAGGAGCUAGCCAGGAGACGCCGGAGUGCCCAGAGGUGAGGCGCUCGCGUGCGCCCACUGGUGGCCGGAGGGGAAGGCGCCCGCGAAGGCCUUGCUCCCCGCCUCUCCCCUGGCGAGGCUCGCGCUCCCGCUGCUCGCGCCUGCGCCUCCCGCCGGCCUCGGGUACGCGCCCUCUUGCCGGCGCGCGCUCGCAGUCACCGCCACCCACCAGCUCCGGCACCAGCAGCUGCGCUGCCACCACCUCCCACCUUCUGCCGCCGCAGCCACAGCCACCUUCUCCACUGUCCUCGCCUUCCGUCGACUAUCAGCAGAUCCCUGAAGCACAGGCCCUGGAAGCUGCCGAUGGGUGCCCACCCUGCGGUACCCUCCCUCUGACAAGUGAGCCUUUAACUAGGAUGGCUGAGCCCCGCCAGGAGUUUGACACGAUGGAAGAUCAUGCUGGGGACUACACCCUGCUUCAAGACCGGGAUGGGGACACAGAGCCUGGCCUGAAAGAGUCUCCCCUGCAGACUCCUGCUGAUGAUGGAUCCGAGGAACCAGGCUCUGAGACCUCUGAUGCUAAGAGCACUCCGACGGCCGAAGAAGUGACUGCACCUUUAGUGGAUGAGAGAGCCCCUGGCAAGCAGGCUGCCGCCCAGCCCCACAUGGAGAUCCCAGAAGGAACCACAGCUGAAGAAGCAGGCAUUGGAGACACCCCAAACCUAGAAGACCAAGCUGCUGGACAUGUGACUCAAGUUUCCACAGAGACCCUGGCCUCACCACCUGACAGGCCUGGCACAGGGCCCAUGGUGGAUGGGCAUGGGGCUGUUCCCGAGUUCACAUUCCACGUGGAAAUAAAAGCUAAUGUGCAGAAGGAGCGGGCAUGUUCAGAGCCGGAUUUGGAAGGGGCCAUACUUCCGAGGGCCCGAAGAGAAGAGCAAGAGGCCUUGGGCUCUUCUGUGGAAGCCACAAAGGAGGCUGACCUUCCUGAGCCAUCUGAGAAGCAGCCUGCAGCUGGUCUGCCGGGGAGAUCUGUCAGCCGGGUCCCUCAACUCAAAGCUCGCAUGAUCAGUAAAGGCAAAGACGGAACUGGAAAUGAUGACAAAAAAGCAAAGGGGGCUGAUGGCAAAACUGGAACCAAGACCACUACACCCCGAGGAGCAGCCCCUCCAGGUCAGAAAGGCGCUGCCAACGCCACCAGAAUUCCAGCCAAAACCACACCUACCCCAAAGACAUCGCCUAGCACUGGUGAAUCAGCAAAAUCUGGGGAUCGCAGUGGCUACAGCAGUCCUGGCUCCCCAGGAACCCCUGGCAGCCGCUCCCGCACCCCAUCCCUGCCAACCCCACCCACCCGGGAGCCCAAGAAGGUAGCAGUGGUCCGCACUCCACCCAAGUCACCAUCCUCCACCAAGAGCCGCCUGCAGACUGCCCCUGUGCCCAUGCCAGACCUGAAGAACGUCAAGUCCAAGAUCGGCUCUACCGAGAACCUGAAGCACCAGCCGGGAGGUGGGAAGGUGCAGAUAAUUAAUAAGAAGCUGGAUCUUAGCAACGUCCAGUCCAAGUGUGGCUCAAAGGAUAAUAUCAAACACGUCCCGGGCGGCGGCAGUGUGCAAAUAGUCUACAAACCAGUGGAUCUGAGCAAGGUGACUUCCAAGUGUGGCUCAUUAGGCAACAUUCAUCAUAAACCAGGAGGUGGCCAGGUAGAAGUGAAAUCUGAGAAGCUGGACUUCAAGGAUAGGGUCCAGUCGAAGAUCGGGUCCUUGGAUAAUAUCACCCAUGUCCCUGGUGGAGGGAAUAAGAAGAUCGAGACCCACAAGCUGACUUUCCGAGAGAACGCCAAAGCCAAGACAGAUCACGGGGCAGAAAUUGUGUACAAGUCGCCGGUGGUGUCUGGGGACACGUCUCCGAGGCACCUCAGCAAUGUCUCUUCCACUGGGAGCAUCAACAUGGUGGACUCGCUCCAGCUCGCCACUCUAGCUGAUGAGGUGUCUGCUUCCCUGGCCAAGCAGGGUUUGUGAUCAGGCCCCCGGGGAGGUCAAUAAUCAUGGAGAGAGAAGAGAGUGAGAGAGUGUGGGAAAAAAAGAAUACUGAUCUGGCCCUUCGCCCUCUGCCCUCCCCCGCUGCUCCUCACAGACGGUAAAUAGGGACAUCACCUGACCUGCUUUUGUAGCUCAGCUUGGUUCGGGACUUCAAAAUCAGUGAUGGGAAUAAGAGCAAAUUUCAUCUUUCCAAAUUGAUCAGUGGGCUAAUAAUAUUUUUUAAAAUAUGUAAAAACAUGGCCACACCCAACAUUUCCUGGGCAAUUCCUCCCCGCCCCCCCAGAAGAAGAAAGUGAAGGAGAGGCUUAGAAAGCUGUUUUGGGGGUUUCAAGGGAGUGGGGUGCUCACUGCCUCUGGCCCCCUUCUGGGGGUGUCACAGGGACAGCAGCAGCAACAAAGGAUGUGAAACUUGGUAUGUAUGUGGAGCUACAGGCAGUGACGUCAGCCAUGGAGAGGGUGGCAGGGGCCAAGGUCAGGGUGGGAAAGGGAGGAGAGGCUGGGUGUGAGGGACGAAUGAACAGGAUGGGAAAGGGGGACACUGCUCCCCUGUGUCAGGGGAAGGGCAAGCCAUCUCAGUGACCCACCAGUCUCCCACCCUAUGGCUUUUCUUGGCGGGCUCUGCUGUGGGUGGUGUGCUCCCCUCUGGAGGGUGUCCUGUGGUGGGACAGUGGUCAGGAGAAGGAAGGUCAGCAGGAGGUGGCACCUUGUGGAUUACUUCUUCAAAGACUGACCUUUACGCUCCAGAACUCCAGCCUUUUUCUUCCUCCCUUGCAGGGUAGGAGUUCUAGGCCAAGGUGGCGCUCCCCCCCCCCCCAGAAACCCUGAAGGGUACCCAGAGUUCUGAAGUUGGAACUGCAGCCCCGAUUUUGGUCACCUCACAGACCUGGGACUUUAGGGCUAACCAGCUCUCUCUGCAAGGACUUGUCUCUUGGGAGAUAUCCUUCCCAGCUCCGGCUCCGGCAUCUAGGGACUGUGGGGGUGGGCUAUGUCUGGGAGGUGGGUCUUGAGCCUCCCAUCCCUUCCAUGGCCACUGCAGCCCCCCUGCCUGUUGCUCUGGGCCCAUGUCUGCUGUGAGCCCAGUCAUGGUCCCACCCCUCAUUACAUCAGACUGGCCAAGUGCCCCACCUCCCCCACCCCAGUCAUGGACACUGGUUAGAUGUGGAGGCACCUGCACUGCAGUUGAGUGUCCAGGUACAACGGCUAGGGCUCAGUCUCUAGCUCUAAGUUCCACUCAUCCAACUGAGGUGCCUGUCACAGGAAAUCUAGUGACCUCGUUUGGUAGUCUCCCCUCUCUUCCAUCACAUGUAAGCCAAGAUGGGGCUGUUCGGGGUUGAUCUCAGAUGUUUUUUGCCUUGUUAACUUGGAGAGUCUUUUUCUUCCCAGAGUCUUUUCUUCCUAUGUUGAGCUGGCAGCAGAAGGAGGUGUGGGUCCUGGUUGUCAAUGAUGGCACCAGGAUGGGCAAGACUUCCAGGGUAGGGUCACACUGCCUCUGUCCCCCACUCUACCCCAGUUUGUGAUUGCCAACCCCCAGUCUCAUAUGCUGUUCAACUCCACACACAUGGAAUCAGCCCUCCAUACCCCAAAAUGAAGAACGUGCCCCUUGGAAAUGCUUCUUAACCCCAGUCCCAGCUGGAAGUGACGCUGUCUGGUCUGUGGGAGCAGCCGAACAUAUAAAUAGAUGUUGCCCUUCCCUCCCCAUCUGCACCCUGUUGCAUUGUGAUUGGACUUGUCUUUUUAUGUUUGGAUUCAUAAGAGUGACUAUGAUAGUGAAAAGAAGAAAAAAAAAAAAAGGACGCAUGUAUCUUGAAAUGCU
Messenger RNA from Heterocephalus glaber (naked mole-rat), 3857 nucleotides. The record is from RefSeq and is a predicted model, not a curated record. NCBI's taxonomy places the organism in Eukaryota, Metazoa, Chordata, Mammalia, Rodentia, Bathyergidae.